Paramecium tetraurelia is the source of this 1133-nucleotide messenger RNA. RefSeq lists its product as uncharacterized. NCBI's taxonomy places the organism in Eukaryota, Ciliophora, Oligohymenophorea, Peniculida, Parameciidae. The transcript is spliced from 3 exons. The record is from RefSeq and is a predicted model, not a curated record.
AUGAAGGUCAUCCUCAUAGCAUUAUUGUUAACUUUCAGCAUGGCAGCUCAUUUUGAUAAAAAAACAAUUCACAAGCAUAUCGAAGACUUGCACAAAUCUAAAUGGGGAUAAACUUUGUUGUCAAUGAUGGCAUUACAUUCAUAAUCACAAGGACCUGUUGAUGAAUUGGUCUAGGCUAUCGAAGACUUAGUUGCUGACUUACAAGAGGAAUUAGAUGUUUUGGAAUUUAAUUUCGGACAAAGAACAAAUGAACAUCACAAAAUUGUGACAACAUUGGAAUAAGAAAUCAAUUAAGCUUUCGUUGAUUAUUAAAGAACUUAAGACACUCUUGAAAACUUACUUUACCCAAGAAGAGAAAAUUUGAAAAACAAAAUUGAAUAAAUUCAAGACUAUUAAGAGGCUAAUAGAAAGACUUUGGCUGAAGCAUAAUUAAAGAGAGAAAAUGAGAAGGAAGAAUUUGAAGCCUAACUUGCAGAUUUUAAUUCAGCUGUAGAGUCAACAGAUCAAGCUUUAGAAUUGCUUUACAGUUUAAGAAACUAAUCUCUUGGAUAAGUGUCAACAUCAAACAUUAGAAAAAUUCAUGUUCAAUUAAACAUGAUUGAAUAAAGAAUCAGAGCUCACAGCAAACAUGGACCAUUAAUAAAGGCUUUAAUUUAAUUAGCAAAUGAAUAAAAUUUCUCAAACUAAGAUAUCGUUGGAACCAUCUUAGACAAAUUGAAUGAAUUUAGAAAUGCUGUUGUAGAUGCAAUCAAUGAUUCCACAGCAUAAGAAGCUAAAGAUUAAUAAGAAUUUGAGGAAAGAGUAGAACAAUUAGAUCAUGAAUUUUCAGAAUUUGGUAAAUAAAUCAGUAAAAUUACAGUCGAUUUAGAAGCUACCAUAACUAAAAUCAAUGAAUUAACUGAAUACUCUGCCUAAAGAGAUGCAGAUAGAUAGAGAUUCUAAUCCCAAUUGAACAUUGAGAAUGAUAGUUAUGCUGAGGAAACUAAAAUAUAUUAAGAUAUGAAAAAUGAGUACAUUAGAGAAUAAGAAGUUGCUGAAUCAGCUGAAAAGGUUGUUAGAAGUGCUGAUUUUUCAAAUAUUAAGAUAUGAUAAUUAUUUUAUUACAAACUCAAUCAAAGAAUAACAUCAAUAAA